Messenger RNA from Cyclocybe aegerita, 735 nucleotides. The record is from the annotation of a GenBank genome assembly. NCBI's taxonomy places the organism in Eukaryota, Fungi, Basidiomycota, Agaricomycetes, Agaricales, Hemipholiotaceae.
AUGUUCGCUUGGGAUUACUGCCUUACGAUGGGGAUGGAGAUAGAAUACGUCUGGCCCGGAAAAUGGAACACGUUGAAGAUCAUCUAUCUCGUCCAACGGUAUAUGCCUUUCAUCGACACGUUCUAUUUGGUCCUUUGGGGCCAAUUUGGGAGUAGCCUGAGCCCUUCGACGUGCCAUAGAAUAAAUAAUUGGGUUCGAGCGCUGACGUUGGUUGGUUUGGCGUCCUCUGAGAUGAUCCUCACGCUAAGAGCGUGGGCUGUCUGGAAUCGCAACAAGGCUCUAUCCAUAUUUCUCCCCAUCGCCUUCGCCGCAUGCUGGAUUCCUCAAAUAAUUCUAACCGUUCGAUUUGUGAACUCUCUGGGUUUCAUCGAUGCUCCCUCUCCUUUUCUGGGUUGCUUCAUUGUCAAGGCGAACGACGACAUAGUUUUUAACUGGGCUCUAUUCAUGCUAUGGGACAGUCUUGUCUUAAUUCUUAUGAUAAUACCGGCACUGAAAGCCUACCACUUCCGCGGCCAUUCUGCACUGUAUAGUACAGUUUAUGCUGAAGGGAUCAUGUAUUAUGUCUACCUUUUCUUCCUCUCGCUUGCCAACAUCAUCCUCAUUCGCCUUAAAUCUAUUGAUGUUGGCUAUCGGCUUGUGAUGGUCACGCAAGUCCAUUUCUUCGGUGGUAUUGUUCUCGCACUAAAUCAAUUCAACUUCCAGGAUGGAACGCUGUCUUCACUCUAUGCUCACUAG